This is a messenger RNA of Blepharisma stoltei, 1107 nucleotides long. The record is from the annotation of a GenBank genome assembly. NCBI's taxonomy places the organism in Eukaryota, Ciliophora, Heterotrichea, Heterotrichida, Blepharismidae.
AUGACCACUCUGAAGCUCCAAUUAGGAGAAGAGAUAAGGCGUGUCGGCAAGCCACCUUCAAACAUAAAUGAAAUAAGACAAAAAGCCAAAGAGUUAUUUGGAAUCGAAGAGGCUUCUUUUAAAUAUAAAGACGAAGAUGGAGAUAUCUUAACUAUUCAAACACAAGAUGAAUACGAAGAUAUUUUGACGCAGCACGAAGGGCCGUUCAAGCUUGAAGUUAUCGACUACCAAGUGCUUCUGAUGAGAAGAACUACCUAUUUAUCAGGUGAAUCGCCUGAAUCUUUUGAGUUGGACAGCUUUCACGAUUUUUGUAAAUCGCAAACACCAGAAACAUUCUUCAAAGGAAAUAGCUUCAAAUUAUCACAGAAACUUGCAAGCUCUCCAAUAAGUGAGCGUAAAAAGGUCACUGAAAAUACUUCAGAAAUAAAUUCAGCUUCAAUACAAACUGAGGAAGUCCGAAAAAAUGAAAUUGGAGUUAAUUCAUUGUCUCAUUCUGACAACUGAAAUGAUGCUGUCAAAUUUAAUGAUUCAGCAUCGCAAUGCACUACUGAAAACAGCGAAUAUAAUGAAAUUAGAAUGCUUUUUAGGGAGCUAUUGAAUAAUUAUGCUGAUGAAUAUUUAGAUGAUAACAAGUUUAAUAACAUUAAAUGCUCAAAUUGUGGAAACAGCAUUGGCGAAAUUAUAUUCAGCUGUGGGGUAUGCCUGAGCUUUUUCCUUUGCAAGGAUUGUGAAAUUUCUUGUCAGCAUCCACAUAAUUUGCUCAAAUAUAGGCAAAAUUGCAUAAAACAGAAAAUGCAAGACAUUGAGCCUGAGUCGCCUUUCUUAGUCAAGAGAAAGCCAAAGGCACCAGAAGCUCCCCCAAGCAAGAAAAUACUUCAAAAUUCAGAAUCAGCAGCAUUACAAAUAAACUCCCCUAUUGUCAAAGGUCCCUUAAUAAAUGAUAAUAUGCGAAGACCCAAAGCUGAAGUGCCAAACUCAGAGAUCAAGGAGCUUUUCACAAAAUUAAUAAGCAUGGGUUUCACAAGCACCCAAGAAUUUUACCCAGCGUUAACUGAAAAUGGUUAUAAUUUGGAAAAAACCGUCGAAUUUCUUCUCGCGAAUCAAUAA